Messenger RNA from Xenopus laevis (African clawed frog), 1277 nucleotides. It is a transcript of the gene commd8.S, whose product is annotated as COMM domain containing 8 S homeolog. Lineage: Eukaryota; Metazoa; Chordata; Amphibia; Anura; Pipidae. The record is from RefSeq and is marked provisional.
AUGUGACCUGUCCUACUUCCCCUGCCAUGGAGGGAGAAGAACAUAGCGGGUUACGUCUGAUCGGGAAACUGCCUGUAGCGCAGUGCCCGCAGUUCUUUCACAAAGUCAUAGAUGGAGUAUGUGGCCGGGCACAGCCUCGUUUCCAGGAUUAUGGUAAUAUAUGGAGCCUUCGGGAAUGGCUGGAAGUUUUGGAAGAUUCUGCAACAUUCUUCAAGAACAGCAUUGGUACUGAUGUAAACGCAGAUGAGGCUUCUAAUGGGUUAAAUGGGCUCAGUGCAGAACACCAAGAGAUAAUCCUUAAAUGUUUGAAAAGUAGGAAACCUGAAAUAGAGGAAGCCGUUGUGGAGAAGGCAUGUGCCAUGUCAUCUGCAUAUUUACAGGAUUUUGACUGGCAGUUAAAGCUUGCCCUUUCUAGUGAUAAGCUCUCGGCGCUGCAGAUGCCACUUGUAAAUCUCGAUUUGGAUAUCGCAAAAAAUGGUUCGGUUACACCCGUCUCUGUAGAGAUGAACAAAGAGGAGCUUCAGAACCUUAUACAUUCUCUAGAGGCAGCUAAUAAGGUCGUCCUUCAGCUGAAAUAAUAGGAAACGCACACUGCCUGAAGUUGAAGAGGUGACCAAAAUGUAAAAAUGUCAUUUUUAUCAUUUUAAAAGGAGCCACUACGUGACGGAGCGUAUUAAUCUCUCUGCAGCCCUGCAUUCGGCGCUAGAACAAAACUGGACCUGCUAUUUUUUUCCUGUUCUUUGAAUGUUACCAUUAACUGCUUUGGUGAUAAAUGUUCUAACAAUAUAAAUUCUGCCCAGUGUUUGAUAUCUGCCAGUAGCUUAUUGUGUUUAAAGGAAGAAGAUACAGUGAAUUCUAUAAAAUAAAGCACACCUGCAAUUUCAAAAUUUUCAUUCCAGAAACAUUUCUUUGUGUUAAAUCUCCUGUUAAGAGCCUUAGGGAUUGCAAACCUGUAUUUUAUUUGCCGUUUUGGAAAUGACUACACCAGUAAAUGACGAUGAAGUCGCCCCGCACCAGAGGUUUUUCUUUAUACUUUCUGAAAUGAGCCGUUUGCUUAUAUACAGCCGUACAGAACUAAGAGAAAGCUUUCCAGGACUCUUCACAAAAUAAUUGAUAUAUGCGUUGGAUUUUCAGUACUACAUGCUGGUUGGUAUUUUCUGUAUCUAUGCUGGUGGAAUGAUAAUGCGAUGUUCUGUUUACUUAGAGCUGAAAGCUUAAAUUUUCCCAUACUGUGUACUUUAAUGAAAAGAAAUACAAUAAAUAUUGUAAUUUCUGGA